Centropristis striata (black sea bass) is the source of this 4451-nucleotide messenger RNA. Its product is annotated as myozenin-2-like. The record is from RefSeq and is a predicted model, not a curated record. NCBI's taxonomy places the organism in Eukaryota, Metazoa, Chordata, Actinopteri, Perciformes, Serranidae. The coding region runs from base 3352 to 4200 and encodes 282 amino acids. Gene Ontology annotation, molecular function: FATZ binding; actin binding; telethonin binding. Gene Ontology annotation, cellular component: actin cytoskeleton; Z disc. The transcript has 4 exons.
UAAACAGAAAUUAUUUCCCUACCAAUUUAGAUUUUGAUAAUGCCGUGCCAGAUUCAAAUGAUUGAGCUAGUACAAUAUAAAACAUAUAGGACAUAGAUUUAAAAUAUUUUGUUCCUGGUAUAGUUUCUUUAUGUCCGACAUUGCAGCAUGCCAGUGAACUUGUUGCUUUUAAUAUCUAACCUUAUGCUUUCCUGUCCUGCUGGGCGCUGCAAACUCAACCUGCCUUCUUCUAUCAAGUUAAUAAAUAUAAAAGAGGUAAAUUAAAUUCAGCAAGGUCAAUUAAAACAUAGUGACUGGAUUAUAAAGUGAGUGCACCCUAUUAGGCCUCUGUGCCUCCUAUAUCACAUGAUGGCAUUUCAACAAAUAGUAUCUGAUAGGCCUGGAGGCCUUGAGGGGGCCAUGUUCCCACUCUAUAUGUCACUGAAUAUAUUUAAUGUUUUCUGUGCGCUGCAGCUCUGGAGUGCUGAUAAAGGCAGCUGAAACAACUUCACUUUUGAUGUUAAAGCUUUGUCAGGGGAUUCCAAGAGUGUUUGCAACCCUAAGGUGCUUUUUAGUUCAUGUAUAUUUGCAAAAGUGCAAGAUUGCAACUGAUUAUUGCUCUUUGAGUAGGCAGGUUAGUUGAAUGUUAAAGAUAGGAACCUUUAUUGUGCACAUUGUAAGGCAGUCAUGGUGACUUUAACACCACCUCCCAUUAUUUUUUCAAAGUGUACCUAUUUAAGUUAAUUUAAUUUAAUAAAUUAAACUGAAUGUUAUGUUAGAAUAUUUUCCCCCAUACAAAUGACCUAAUGUUAAGUUUGAAUUCAUGCUAAAGUACAACCAUUUGAAUUUGCAGAAGCUGGACAUUUAAACUUUUUCUCUAUCACUUUUAAAUAUUUCAUUACGAUUUAUAAUUAAGGCGAGACACUGCAGGCAAAAACAUAAGUUUUAUCUUGCACUGGUUAAUUUGAGAUUUUGGGCUGCUUUACUUUCAGAACAUGUCUUCUCUCAGACUUUUUUCCAAGAGAACAUCCAAAAUACACAUUUAGUGGUUUACUCUACUCCACCUAAUCUAUUUGUGUCUGUAUAUUUCACCAAAAGUUAGCUUUAGAUGAUGCCUCAUUUGCAUAUUUAAACAUACAAAUUCAGAAAACAUGUAAACACAAAUAUCUGUCUUUAUUUUAUUUUUUUCCCCAUACCAUUCACUUGUAGGGACCCCCCCUUAACAUUUACCUAUAACUGUUUCAAGUGUUAUCUUUUAUAAAUGACUUUUUUCUAUUCAUAACUGUCAGCUGCAUUAACGGUUUCAAGAUCCCUGCUAGCAUGCUCAUUUUCUUUCCAAUCAUUUUUUUUUGUUUAAAUUUCACACACUCUUAAUCAACUGCAGAAAGACCCACUGGGGUACGAGUACUUCUGGUUAAAAAUCAGUGAUAUAGAUCCUCCUGCUACUGUGACAACACUGGCAGGAAGAUAGAUGGCUACAGUAGAUGGAGGGCAGAGUGAGCAGUAGUGGCAGCACUCUAAAUUUAGUCCCCCCCUCUGCUCAUGAACUAAAUACCAAUGACAACAGUCAAACUGACACCCACCCACCCACCCACUCAUUCAGUCACUCAGUCAGACGGGUCAGGCUGCAGCCCCCUCCGCCCACCCUCCCCACAACAAGCCCCAGUGCCGGGGAGCGCGAGCACCCACACAGGUCGCACUACCCAGUCUGACCCUUUCGCCUCUCAACUUUCUGACUUCCUACCCUGAGGAGACAGCCACAACUUGAGACUCCGCCCUGAGGGUCCUUCAGGACAGGUAAGCCGUCACUCAAGCCUCUCCACAGGUGUGCUGUGUAGCUCUAACGUGACACUUCCACUUUGAGUCAAGCAUGAUUCUCCCUCUUCAUUUUUUGUCAAUCACACAGCUUCCCUCGUGUUAAUGUUGCUACUGAUUUUCUUAAAUUAUUUUUUAUUUAAAAAAUAUAUAUAUAAAUCUCCUUUUGUCUUGUAUGGUGUGUUUAUGUGGGAAAUUGAAAAGCUAUUAUGAAAAAUAAAAGCAAACUUUGCAAUCUUACUUUUUAUCUACUAAGCCAAAACCAAUGAUCCUAAAGUGAUUUGCAUGGUGGCUUUGAAAAGCUCAUUCGUUCCACCAAGGAAAUGUAUGAAAAGCAUUUUGGAUUGGAAUGAAACAUUUGUGUUGUAUUUACUGACACCAUGGUGUAAACUUUCCUCUGUGCUAUUUCAUCCACUGUCUCACGUGUUUGCUGUGACAACACCAUGUUCUCUGUCUGUGUCCUUUCAGCCCACUUGGGCAAUUUCAAACAUAUUGAUUCCCAGACCCCUGACACAGCUGGUUGCCAUGUCUGAAGAGCAUGUGCUUGGCGUUUAACAGCCCAAGGUUAUUUAAAGGGAUGUGCUAACUUUGCCCUUUUCACUGCCCCAAUAAAUUCUAUCUGCUCCGGCGGGUCUUUGUGCGUGGUGUGGAUGCUCGAUGUUGGCCAAUCAAUGGCCAACAUGCAGCCGGGUUGUCUUGCUUUUGUGUCUUGUUGUAUGUUUGAACAGGUUGUACUGAUGUGCUUUGUCUCCUGUGACUUUUCGCCUCACCCUGGACUCCCCAGGGGCAGCCAUGUCACAGUUCUCCACCAUGACGACUAGGGAGAGGAAAAUGCAGGCAGCAGCAAUCUGCAGGGAGGUUCAAGGCCAGGAAGGUAUCAGUAUCAUUUCCUCAUUACUUCCUUGUUUUCUAAGACCUCUCGCUUUCUCCCUCUUUCUCUAGUUCCAUCCUUUCUUUGCUUCUGUUGCCCUCUCACCUUCCCUCCUCCUUAAACCCUGCUCAUAUCACCCCCUACAUUCUCUAUUUAUCACACGUAUCAACACAGAUUUAACACCAUAACUUCCUGUGCACAUUUAAUUCCCAGGCACAUUAACUUUACUGUAAACGCCUGCUCACAGGCAUGCACUGGGCACUACCAAGUUCACUUUACAGAAGUUAUGAACCCACCAUUUGGCAGCAGUUGCCAACCCUCCCUUCUAAGACCCUGACUAUAAAUAAGUAAAUGAAUACUUUUAUGGUUGAAAGUAACUAAUCCUUUUGUCGUUGUCCUUUGAACACGCUAUUUCAAGGCGAGGACAACUGUGUGGCUGCGUCUGAGGGCUACUGACAGCUGAGAGAUAUUCUGGCAAAUUAUGUGCCUCACACUUGGAUAUAGGCCUGACAUCUCCAUGAUCAGCAUGCAGUAGCUAGCACGUGGCACUAACCACAAAACAAGCACUAAACAUGAGUGGAUUAUGAGGAAAGAUAAUUGCUCAUUCAUCAUAUUGGCAGGAGUACCAAGUCAGCAAUCCAUAUACACCAGGGGUUUUUUUUCUAUGUGAAUAUCAUUUGUGUUCAAUGAGGUUUGAUAGUUGGAAGAAUGGGAAACAGGGAAAGAAAUUUGUCUUGUCAGGAAUGAGAUCAAUUUACAAGGGUGUAUUGUAUGCACAAUCUCUUUGUUCUUUGUUUGUCUACUUGUGUCUAGAUGCAGAGAUGGAUCUUGGGAAGAAGAUGAACACGCCUAAGGACAUCAUGCUGGAGGAGCUAUCUCUUGCAUCGAACCGGGGCUCCCGUCUCUUCAAAAUGCGCCAGAGACGCUCUGAAAAAUUCACUUAUGAGAGCAUCCAGAACGAAAACAACAAGCAGCUCAAUAACACAACAAAUUCUGAAACUGCGAAUGGGACUGCCACGGACAGCCACAGUGGUGAAAACAACGGGGAAGUCGAUCAGUCACCUAAUGUGCCUUCUGACAACCCAGAUACAAGCAUGGUGCCAAAUCCAGACAGAAUCGCCCCGGGAUACGGAGGUCCUUUGAAAGACGUCCCUCCAGAGAAGUUCAACAGUACAUCUGUUCCAAAGUCCUACCACUCACCCUGGCAGCAGGCCAUCAGCAGUGACCCGACCCUGGCUGACACUCUCAUCACCAAUAUGUCCCAGCCGGAGCCCCGACCAGACCUACCGGGAUACAAAAGUUUCAAUAGGGUGGCAACCCCGUUUGGUGGCUUUACCAAGGCAGCCAGACCUGCUCCCAUCAAGACCCUCCAGAUGGAACCCCUCCCUGACUACUCUGAGCUCCAGGGGGAUGAGGCGGAACCUCGACCUUCCUUCAACAGAUCUGCUCUGGGGUGGGUGUCGACAGGCGGUGCUGUCCCCCAUCCCACUGAUUCCCUUGAGCCAGUGCUCAUCCCUGAGUCAGAGGACCUUUGAACCCCAUAAUGAGGUCACACAGAGAUGCUGUCUACUUAGUUGCUACAACAGAGGUUAUGGUGGGCAGGAGAAUGUUUCGGUCAGUAUAGAGUCAUGGAGAGAGAAAGUUACCAUGUACGCAGCAGCAUCCCACAGGUUUCAGGGAUGCAACAACUGCACUGCUUUCAAAAUUGAAUGUAUCAACCUGUACAGUGUGCAGAGAGACCACUGGAAUAAAUGGAAGUUAUUGUAUAUUAAUGUGCAUAAGAGUA